AUGUUUCAAAGCAGCUCACAGUCUGGAGUGCCUCGCCUCGUCCUUCCAAAAGAUUUCUUUGCGGAAGUCGGUGUGACCAUUGGAACAGAGGUUAACCGUGGUUUGAUGUUUCUUCAAGACUUGGCUUGUAGAGGGAGUUUGAAACAGUUCCUCAUGGCUGCGAUUGGACUAUGGCUAGCCGCAAUGAUCGAGAGCUGUUGCAACUUCCUAACUGUUUUGUAUAUUGGGUUUGUGGGAGCUCACACAAUGCCGGUUCUGUAUGAGAAAUAUGAAGACGAAGUUGAUGGUUUUGUUGAUUCUCUGCUCAUGAAGUUUCAUAGUCACUAUAAGAAGAUGGAUACUGGCUUUCUCAGUCGAAUUCCAAGUGGAAGGUUUGGGUUCAAGAAGCAUGACUAA
Messenger RNA from Brassica napus (rape), 396 nucleotides. RefSeq names its product reticulon-like protein B8. The record is from RefSeq and is a predicted model, not a curated record. Lineage: Eukaryota; Viridiplantae; Streptophyta; Magnoliopsida; Brassicales; Brassicaceae. The coding region runs from base 1 to 396 and encodes 131 amino acids. The transcript has 3 exons.